CUCACACAAAACAGGCUUGUUGGAAAGCUGCCCUCCAAUAUAGGCUUUACCCUUCCCAACAUAAGGGAGCUUCACCUGGGACGCAAUAGUUUGGAAGGACCAAUACCGAGUUCUUUAUCCAAUGCUUCACAAAUUGAAUAUCUUGAUCUCUCCUCAAAUAAUUUCACAGGGCCUAUUCCUUUACUUGGUAAAUUGAAAAAUCUAGUCAAAUUAGUUCUUGGCUCAAAUAAAUUAUAUUCUACAACAGAGCUGAAUUUUCAAGUAUUUGAUUCCCUCACUAACUGUACCCAGCUAGAGGAUAUCUAACUGAAUUCCAACCAAUUAUCCGGCGAACUUCCCAGUUCUGUUGCAAAUCUAUCAGUCAAACUCAAAGAAUUUUGUAUGGAUGAUAAUCUGUUGACCGGUAGUUUCCCUCAAGGAUUUGAGAGGUACCAAAACCUUGUAGCCUUAUCAAUUCAACAAAACUCUUUCAAGGGCCAAGUACCAAGGUCCAUCGGAAAGCUUCAGAAACUAGAAACAAGAUAACUGGCCCAAUACCGAAGUUAUUGGAAAAUCUAGCAGCACUGGAGAGCUUGGCUCUUUCUUUCAACAAUCUUUCAGGUGUAAUCCCCAAAGAGUUGCAGAACCUUCAAGUUUUGCAGAUGUUAAAUUUGUCUUUCAACAGCUUGGAAGGAGAAGUACCGACAAAUGGUGUCUUUGCAAACAUCAGCUGGGAUUCUCUCCAGGGAAACUCCGGGCUCUGUGCAUUUGACCAUGAUGCUGCAGAAAAGCUAAGAGUCACUACUUGUGUCACAAAAACAAAGUCAAAUUCUGAUUUAGUACUCAAAGUCACUAUUCCAAUUUCUGCUAUCAUUGUGCUUGUCUGUGCAUUGUGUUUAGUGUGGGCACUAGUCACCAAAAACAAGAGGAAGAUAAGAAACAAUGGAACUUCUUCAUCGGCAGUCAAGGGUUUUCCCCCAAGGCAAUCUUACUCAGAAAUCCAUCAUGGUACAAAUGGUUGUGCCCCAGAAAAUUUGUUAGGGAAAGGAGCGUUUGGGUCUGUUUACAAAGCUGUUUUCAGUACAGGUGAGAAUAGCACCCUGACCACAGUUGCAGUGAAGGUUCUAGACUUGACACAAAGUAAAGCUUCCAAGAGUUUUGAUGCAGAAUGUGAAGCUCUAAGAAACAUCCACCAUCGGAACCUUGUUAAGGUGUUCACUUCUUGCUCUAGCAUUGAUCAGACAGGAGCUGCAUUCAAGGCUUUGGCUAUGGAAUUCAUGUCUAACAGUAACUUGGAUAAGUGGUUAUAUCCAGAGGAAGUUGAAUGUGGAUCAACUCUGACACUAAUCCAGAGACUGAAUAUUGCCAUUGAUGUAGCUACUGCCUUAGAUUUCCUACAUCAUGACUGUGAUCCACCAGUAGUCCAUUGUGAUUUGAAACCUGGAAAUGGGCUUUUGGACGAAGAUAUGACUGCUCAUGUUGGAGAUUUUGGGUUAGCAAGAUUUCUCUCCCAUGAUACAUCACAGAAUGGAGGCAGCACAAUUGGACUAAGAGGCUCAAUUGGUUACAUUGCUCUAGAGUAUGGCUUGGGUGGAAAGGCUUCAACCAGUGGGGAUGUCUAUAGCUUUGGAAUACUGCUGCUUGAGAUGAUAAUUGCCAAGAAGCCCACAGAUAGCAUGCUCCAGGAAGGUUUAGGCCUAAACAAGUUCAUCUCUGAAGUGCACAAGAGUAAAAUCUUGGAUAUUGCUGAUCCAAGGCUUUUCAAAGAUUAUGAAUCUGUAACACCGAGCAGAAGUAGUACUAGUUCUAUUGGUGGAGAGAGCAGCAGCAGCAGCAACAACAACAUUGCUUUAAGAAGUGAGGAGUGUGUGGCUGCAAUGGUGGGAGUAGGAUUAUCUUGUGCUGCUCAUUCAUCAAAAGAACGUUUUACUAUGAGAGAAGCCUUAUCCAAGUUGCAAGAGAUUAAAAGGAGUUCUAUUGGAUUUUGA
Messenger RNA from Quercus lobata, 1967 nucleotides. RefSeq names its product probable LRR receptor-like serine/threonine-protein kinase At3g47570. The record is from RefSeq and is a predicted model, not a curated record. Gene Ontology annotation, biological process: protein phosphorylation. NCBI's taxonomy places the organism in Eukaryota, Viridiplantae, Streptophyta, Magnoliopsida, Fagales, Fagaceae. The coding region runs from base 642 to 1967 and encodes 441 amino acids. Gene Ontology annotation, molecular function: protein kinase activity; ATP binding. The transcript has 2 exons.